Molecule: messenger RNA, 4690 nt
Organism: Patella vulgata (common limpet)
Lineage: Eukaryota; Metazoa; Mollusca; Gastropoda; Patellidae
Exons: 13
Coding region: 161-3220 (1019 amino acids)
Biological process (GO): signal transduction
Molecular function (GO): protein binding
Source: RefSeq, a predicted model, not a curated record
UACAUACAUAGUUUAUGGAAUAUACAUGAUAAUAGAAUAAUGGACUGUGUAUACUAUAUAGAUUGACUGUCGGCUAUUAUAUACCUAUGUUCUUAUUGGAUUUAAUUGACAUAAAGGAUAUCUAUAGACUGUAAAUACACAUCAGGUAAGAUGGUACAAGAUGCCCGGUGAACGCAGAAUAAACGAACACGCCCACCACGGCAGCAAACGACAAGCACACCGAGUGGGUAACGAUAACAGAGCUUACUCAAAACAACAAACCGAAAAAACAAAGAUACGCAAAUCAGGUGUUAAUAAUGCAAACCAGGAAAAGAAAGCAAAUACGGACAAUGCAAAAUCAGAAACACCACCAAGAGCUGGUACACCUUUUCGCGAAGAUGCUCCAUCUUACAUUCAUGAUUCCCAGAAUGGGAAUUGUGAAGGAAAGAUAGAGAAACGGGAAUCAGAAGUUAGCCUGGACCAAAAUAGCGAUGUCGAGACCAAAGUACCACCAAGGAGCCCGCCAAAGACUCCAGAAUCAUAUGGAAUUCAUAUUGAUCCUAAUCGCGAAUCUCGAUAUAGAGAACCAAGAAGUGUUUCAGCUGGUAUUAGAAGAGAAGUUCCACGGGAUUUUGAUAUCAAGUCCUUUAAUACGAGUAUCAGUGAUUACGUGGACUUAUUUUCAUCGCCUAAAUUUACUUCCCUUGAUGGCAAUUACCCUAUUGAUGACUUAAUUUCUGUAGUAUCUGACAUAUCUGCAUCCAUUGAAGAUUAUAAAAUUUAUACUGCGGAUUCCCAGAGAAACCUAGAAGAACUAAGGAACCGUAUGAAGACCGUUAAAGAAAAUAUCCACAUGAGUGUGACACGACAGGCCUUUGAACUACAAGACGAUGACGAAUAUACGAGUAUAGAAGAAAAGGAAUUACACGAGAAAUUAGCAAAAAUCAACGUAGAAGUUGCAGCUGCCCACUUUGACGUAGCCGAGGCCAUUAAAAUAUCAGCAGAGACAGAGAGUACAGCAGUUAGGGCACAGAUUUCCACCGAGCGCGCCAAAAUGGAGGCUGAACAGAUACAAGAAGAAAUAGAUUUUAAAGCCAAGGUGGAGAGAGAGAAGAAAGCAGAACAAGAAAGGAUAGCUGAGGAAGAGAGAUUGAAGAAAGAAGAACAAGAAAGAAAAGAAGAACACGCAAGACAAGCUAAAGAAGCAGAAUGGAGAAGACGUGAAGUUAACAGUUCAGAUAAAAUACCGCUCUGUGAACGAGAAAAAUGGCCAGUUCUCGAAAUUUUGGAAAGAAGUGAUGAGGAGAAUGAACAACCGCCAAUCAUCUGUUCAGUAAGAGGUCAUCCUACUAAAUUUGGAUUAGAUUUAGUUAAGUGUGAAAUUAUCGAGAGAACUGAAGCUAAUGUAACAUUUAAUGACCACGAAGAACUAGUCAGUGAAGUCUUAGAAAUUAAAUCUGUUCAUAAUGAAACCGAAUUUCAGGAUCCAGUGUUUAUUGGUAUACCCCACUUUCAAACUCGAGCAGCAGCUAAUUAUAGAGAAGUUAUUGUCAAAACAGAUGUAGGUGGUGCCUGGGUAGAUCUUCCUACUAAAGAAGUAUCUUUCGAUAAUAGGAAGGAUAUGAAAUUUGCUCAAGCAGAAGUUAAACAUCCGGGUAUAUUGGUGGUGAUGUCCAGAUUUAAACAGGAUUAUGUAACCCUCACACGCAAAGCUUCAAAAAUAACAUCUUCAUUUGAUCAGAGAAUUACCUUUUCUUUUCCAAAAGACACCGUACAAGAAAGACAAAACCUACUUUUACAGGUUCAAUAUGUAGAUUCCGGGUCAAUACAAGAUUAUAGAGCAAGAGAUCCAGCAGCUAAAGGCUUAUUAACUUCUAGUCAUAUAGUACAUAUGGAUUGGGAUUCCCGUGAUAUAUUAAAUCCAGUUACGGUGACAUUACCGUGUCCACCAAAUCCUGCUAAAGCUAAGAAACUGGCACAGAUCAGAAAAAUGAAAGAAGAUAAAAUGAAACAUCCAAAAAAUGCUCCUAAGACAUUGGCAGAACUAGAAAAAACUGAAGCUAGAAAAGCAAAGAAAGUGGCAAAAGUACAACAAAAACAGCAACAAGGCGAAGAAUGCGAGAAUGACGAAGAGGGUGCUGUGACUUUAAAAAAAACACAGAAUAGAUGGUACAUGGGAGAGUAUGCUUCUAGUGACGAUGAUGAAAAUGAUUUAUUACAUUUCUUAGUUUAUUCCAAUGGUAGAUGGAAUGUUGAACCAGAAGUUCACAUAACAGCAACCAAAAUCGACCUAGUUACCUUUGACCUACCAAGAACAUGUGAUAGGUUCAUGGUAAUAAGAACAAGAACAAAUGUAUCAGAAGAUUCUGUUGCUCAAAUUGGUAGAGGUUUAAAUGGAUAUUUAGAUAAGAAAUUUGUUCAAGUUAUAAUUAGACAAAAAAAUGACGAUCCUUUUCAAGCAACUUUGACUGUUACACCCGCUAUCAGACUGGAGAAAACACUAAAGCAUCUAACAGAAGAAGGGUAUGAAGAGGCACCAUGCCCUCCCAUACAAGUCUGUGUGACUGAAGGCGAUACCAUAGAAAUAACAUUCCGUGGUAACAUCCGUGAUCUUGGUGAUAAUCCAAAACAACAAAUGCCUUACAACACACAUGUGCAUUCUCAACUAUAUUUUUCUGUUUCGGAAGUGGAUAAAUAUUUACAAAAGAACUUUCCUAUGUUCCGUGGCCUUGUACAAGUCUAUCGAAAAUAUAAGGAGAAGAAAGCCGUGGUGAAAACAAUAGGUGGUCGAAAACAUGAUGGUGACGUAGAAAGGGAACCCGAGAUUAAAGAGGAACUGUUGUGUGAGCUGUUGCUCAGUAUACCGAAGUAUCACAUUGAGCCCAGUUCCAUUCCCGUAAAGGCACCAAUCAAAAUACACAAUACAACUGAUCCAGUAAACGAGGACACCAUGCGUAACCUAGCAACAGAAUUAGGAGAAGAGUGGAAGAAAGUUGCCCAUUGUUUAAAUGUACACAGAGUUCGUAUCCAGGCCAUACUAAGAAAUAUGAAUAUAGGUGAAAGAACGUUUGACGAAGCCAAGUUUGAUAUGUUGAUGACGUGGUUAAAGAGAGUACCAAAAGCAGCUAAUAAGAUAUCCAUUCUGGGGUCAGCCUUGACAAGAAGUGGGCGGUCAGAUCUAGCUGAAAAUCUUCGCAUAAAGGAAAAAGAAUAUCGUCGUCAUGAAAUACAGGCAAAUUAGUUUUGGAAUGUGUCAGAUAACAACGAACUAAUCUAGACAUUCACACCGCAUCCACCAUUUAGUAAAAUUAUUAAAAUAUUAAAAAUACAUCCGAUCGAGGGUUCAUUGUUAGUAUCAUAUUAUACACCCAUUUUUGCAACGCUCUCAGAUUAUACAUGUACUUAAUAUUCAAUUAACCCAACAAACAAUUGUCCCAACAGUCAGAUAUAUCGAAAGUCCAUUGGUAUCAUCCAACUACAUAUAGCUAUUUAGAAAUUCACAUAUAGAGACGUACUUUUACAUGUGACAAUGACCGUAUGAAAUCUAUGUGACGUUUCGAUUUGUGACAACUUAACCGAAGCCCAGAUAUGUUUAAAUUUGAGUAAAAAUAAAUAUUUUCCUUGCAAGAUGGUAGAUUGUCUGAUUAAUGUCCAGGUGUCAGUUCGUCGGGAAACUUGGGUUCCGAAGAGGAAAAAUUAAUAAUAGUUUUCCUUUCUAAUCAAUGCUAAGAUGCCAGACAAAUUUCAUAUCGCGUAUUUAUUUCUCUUGGAAUAUUUUGAAAAAUUUAAUAGGAAUGUACCCCGACAGCCACUCUUUUCCCCAUACUGAAAAAUAUUGGCACCACCACUGUGUUAGUUAGUUCAUAUAAGUUGGAAAAACUUUUGCAGUAUUAAGCGUUACUAAGACGCAGUUCAGAGACAUUUUACAAUGGUUUUUCAAAUAAAGUAUAGGUAUAAGUUCUCACUUUUUAUUUUACUGUACAAUGUAUUUUGUAAUGUUUUUAUCCAUGAUACAUUUGAUAAAACUAGUCUGUAAAAUAAGGUGGUAUUCCAGUUUAGGUUUUGGGUUAAAGUUAAAUAAUAAUUUUAAAUGGAGGUCGUACAGUUCCAUGCUCAUAAACCAGUGACAACCAUCUUUAACUAUUGCCAUUUCAGAUGCUACAUAAUCUUCAUUGGUCUACCAAGUCCGCUUUCCCACUAACCAAAAUAGUCGAGACAGCAUUUUGAGCUAAAUUACGACUAAAAAUCUGUUGACGACUGUAUAAUAUAGUGAAACAAUAUGCAGCAAAGAUAAUUGAGAUCUCCUAGAAAAGACCUUUUUUUAUGCUUAUACGUUUAAGCCGGUUUCAGGCGAAGAUGUACGCCGAACGUGGGCUUUUAAAAGAUCUGUUAUUUCCUUUACACUUUGGAAUGGUAUAAUAUUAUAUUCUAAUUCCGUCCUAUUUAUUAUUACCCCCAGAACUAUAUUUCCAUGUUAAUAUAUUUUGUCAGCUAUCUGUGAUAUUAAGCCUUAUUAAGUCUAUACAUCGUAUAAUAUACAUGGUAUGUAAAACUGUUCAACUUUAUUUUUAUUCUUCUUAUAUUUGAUAGUGUCUAUCGCCAUUUUGGUACAGAUCUAUUGUAUCAUUGUAUUUAUAUAUUCAUCAUAAUGUCUUUAUAUCCUAGAAAGGUAGUGUGCUUUAGUGAAAAUAAAAUAACAGUAUUAAAUCUA